CUCUGGCGUAAUACAUGACCCUCUAUUUCCACUGAACUUCCUUGCAACCAACCAGGCCAUACUAUAUAUUUUGACAUCCAUCGGUUCUUUCUCUCAUUCUAUUAGCCAAUUCAUGCCGGCCAUCGAUCAAUUUUCUCCACAAUCUGUAGACUCGUUCUCCAUCUCGACAAAAGCAGCAGCAGCAGCGGCGGCAGCCAUGGACUCGACUUGGUUGGAUACAUCUCUAAGUUUUGGCCUCAACGUCAAUCCUCACCAAGUUACCGGUGAAUCUCUGAAGAGAGAAUUAUACACUGAUUUUCUUGACUUGGGGAGGAAUCACUCGGUAAAUCAAGAGGCUGGUGAAUUGGUGGAGAAGUUGAAUCAGAUGAGUGCAGAAAACAAGAAACUCACCCAACUGCUUACUGUUAUGUGCGAAAACUAUACUACUUUGCAGACCCAAUUGAAGGACUUGAUGAGCAAGAACAACGAAACGGGCUUCACUGUGUCGAAGAAGAGAAAGGCUGAAAGCAUGGAUAACAAUAACCACAAUGGGGUUAGUGGUCCUACAGAGAGCACCUCUAGCGAUGAAGAUUCAGGCAAGAGGAUAAGGGAAGACAUCAAGACAAAGAUCUCAAGGGUCUAUGUAAGAACCGAUGCAUCAGAUACCAGCCUGGUGGUGAAGGAUGGAUAUCAAUGGAGGAAAUAUGGGCAAAAAGUGACCAGAGAUAACCCAUCUCCUAGAGCUUACUUCAAAUGCUCCUUUGCACCAAGCUGUCCAGUAAAAAAGAAGGUGCAGAGAAGUGCAGAAGAUCGAUCGGUUUUGGUGGCGACAUAUGAAGGCGAGCACAACCACCCACACCCUUCUCAAGCUGAGGGAUCACUGGGCUCAAGUCAUGGUGUAACCCUUGGGUCCAUCCCUUGCUCCGCCUCCAUCAUCAGCUCUUACAGUUCAGGCCCUACCAUUACACUUGAUCUUACCCAACCGGGAUUAGGUCUUACCCAACCGGGAUUAGGUAACAACAAUGUGAAGAAACCCAACGAGGAAGUCAAGUCGCCAGCAUUCCAGCAGUUUUUGGUUGAACAGAUGGCUUCUUCCUUAACCAAGGAUCCUAGUUUUACUGCAGCCCUUGCAGCAGCCAUUUCAGGGAAGAUUCAACAAAAUUCACUAGUGCAAAAAUGGUGACAAUUUUGUCCCAAGUGAAACUUCUGUGUAAUCUAAUUUGUUCUAUUGGAGAUGAAAAUGGUGCAAAUAUUAUUUUUGAAAUAGAAAAAAAAUGAGAAACAUGUGCUGUUUCCCCAAGUGAUC
This is a messenger RNA of Nelumbo nucifera (sacred lotus), 1285 nucleotides long. Its product is annotated as putative WRKY transcription factor 40. The record is from RefSeq and is a predicted model, not a curated record. NCBI's taxonomy places the organism in Eukaryota, Viridiplantae, Streptophyta, Magnoliopsida, Proteales, Nelumbonaceae. Gene Ontology annotation, biological process: regulation of DNA-templated transcription. Gene Ontology annotation, molecular function: DNA-binding transcription factor activity; sequence-specific DNA binding.